Messenger RNA from Larimichthys crocea (large yellow croaker), 883 nucleotides. RefSeq names its product chymotrypsin-like elastase family member 2A. The record is from RefSeq and is a predicted model, not a curated record. Gene Ontology annotation, biological process: proteolysis. The transcript is spliced from 9 exons. Bases 32 to 835 code for a protein of 267 amino acids. Gene Ontology annotation, molecular function: serine-type endopeptidase activity. NCBI's taxonomy places the organism in Eukaryota, Metazoa, Chordata, Actinopteri, Sciaenidae.
ACUGUAGAACAACACUACGUACUCUACAGUCAUGAGGAGCCUGGUGGUUCUCACUUUUCUGGUAGCUAGCGCUUAUGGAUGUGGCCUUCCCACCUUCCCUCCUGUGCUGAGCAGGGUGGUGGCAGGAGAGGAUGUCAGGCCUCACAGCUGGCCCUGGCAGAUCUCACUCCAAUCAGACAGCAGUGGGCGCUGGAGGCACGUCUGUGGAGGCAGCCUCAUCUCUUCUGAAUGGGUCCUCACUGCUGCACACUGCAUCAAUGACCGCUACAGCUACAGAGUGCAGCUGGGUAAGCACAGCCUGAAGGCGAGCGAGGAGGGCUCAGUAGCUCGGAUGGCAGCCACAAUCGUCACUCAUGAGGACUACAACAUCAUGCUAAGCCGUAAUGAUAUUGCUCUGAUCAAGCUGUCUUCCCCUGUCAUCUUCUCUGACACAAUAAUGCCUGCUUGCCUCCCAGACCGGGGCGUUGUCCUGCCCCACGAUACUCCCUGCUAUGUCACCGGCUGGGGUCGACUCUCCACCAGCGGUCCUCUUGCUGACAUCCUGCAGCAGGCUCUCCUGCCAGUGGUUGGUCACGAUACCUGCUCACAGCCCGACUGGUGGAGCGUCCUGGCAACGGACAAGAUGGUGUGUGCCGGAGGUGAUGGCAUCACUGCUGGGUGCAAUGGAGACUCUGGUGGCCCCCUGAAUUGCCAGAACCCUGAUGGCUCCUGGGACGUCCAUGGUGUGGUGAGCUUUGGCUCCGGUCAGGGCUGCAACGUCUUCCAGAAGCCCACUGUCUUCACACAAGUCAGCUCCUACAUCAACUGGAUGAACACAGUAAUGACCACCUACUGAGGAAGCUAUUUAAGUGCUUUUGUCAGAAAUAAGAACAACUAUAAUUUA